AUGAGACCAGCAACCAACCUCCGCCUCUUCAAGACGCCACUCAACCUCGUCAUCCGCACCAGCAAGCGCAACACCAGUAGCAAUGCUUCAAGCUCAGCAGCCACGACGACGACGACACAGGGAGCUCCUCUCGUAAUCCGAAAAUUUGCCCCUCGCAAAUCUUGCAACAGCAACAGCAACAGCAACAGCAACAGCAACAGCAACAGCAACAGCAACAGCAACAGCAACACCAAUAACAACCCCUCAAGCUCAAACUCAUCAAGCUCAGCAGCCACACAGCAGCAGACGACAACAACAACAACAGCAACAACAACAAAGGAAGCCCCCCUCCCCAUCCGAAAAGUUUCUCCCAGCAAAGCCCGUCCCUUACAAUGGCUUCUAAGCGGUGACCAAGAGCAGAUCCGCCAAGAAAUAGAAAACCGCAGGAUUCAGGCCGAGGAGACGCAGCAGCAGCAGCAGGAACUGGAAAAGCGGCGGAUGGACGCUGAGGAGAAACACGAGGGGCUUUUGCGGAAGAAACAGGAGCUGGAGCAGAAACUAAAGCUAGUGAAAGCCAGGACAGGGCUGGAGGAAGAGGGCCAAGGAAGGACGCCGGAAGUGAAAGAUCUCCUGGAAAGGGAAAAGCGGCAGCGGAUUCUGGAGCUGGCGAUCACGAGGGUCAAGAGGAAGUUGGUGAAUCUAGAAGUAGAAAUGGGAGCGAGAGAGGAGGGGGAGAGAGUGGGUGUUAGGCUGCGACGGGAGGAAAGGCGGGAACGGCAGGAACGGAGAAGGGAGAGGGUGGUGGUUGUGUGGAAGGUUAAGGGGGAGCGGAGAGUUGAGGAGAGGCUGGGUGAGGGGUUGAGGAAGCGGGAUGGGGAGGGGGAGGGGGUUGGAAGAGGUGGGACUGAAACAAGAACAAAGGGGGUGAGAGUGAGGGUUGUUGGUACUGGUGCUGGUGCAGAUAUGGAUAUGGAAGGACUAUGGGGGGAGGAUGUUUGGGGUGACGAUUUUUGGGAUGAGGAGGUGUCACAACAUCAACAGCAACGGCAACAAGCGAAACAGCAGCAACAAGAACCUAAUGUGGCGAUUCUACCCCUGACGCAUUACCUCUUGAGAGAUCCAGAUCCCACAGAUCCCACAUAUCCAGCUCCAGAUCUUGAUCCUUUCGAAAGAUUGGAGAUGGCAGCACGGAUAGAAAGGGAACGGAAAGCGGAGAGCAUCAACGGUGAUGAUGGAUGGGAUGACUGGGGAGAGGGACAGGGACAAGGACAGACUCAACAGGCUCACGAGACUCAGCAGACCGAGGAGGGUCUACCCCAAAUACAUCCCCUCCCAACACAUCCAGAUCCGGAUCCGUUCGAAGUGUUGGAGAUGGCGGCACCGGUAGGACGGGAACGGAAAGCGGAGAUCAUCAGUGGUGAUGACGAGAGAUGGAGUGUCCUGAGACUGGGACAGGGACAGGAACAGCAAGCUUGGGAGACUCAGUGGGCUGAGCAGACUCGGGAAGCUCAGGAAACUCAGCAGACUCAACAGGUUCUACAGGUUCAGGAACAGCAAGCUGAGCAGGGUCAACAAGAACAGCAAUCUCAGCAGAUUCAGGAAGCUCAGCAGGUUCAACAGGCCCAACAUGUUCUACAGGCUGAGGAGGCUCAGCAGCAUAAGGAGGCCCAGCAGGCUCUGGAGAAUCGGGAGGGCCAGCAGACCCAGGAAAGUAAAGGGCUAGAAAUUGAUGACAGGAAACCGAAUUCCAACAAAGCUGGAGCAGUACCAGUGGGAAGAGUCGAAAGGAAGGGUCGGUUGCGCAGUCGAAUGAGUGAUCUCAAGAUUGGAUCGGGUCCAAGUGAGGAUGAAGUUAAGGUGGGAAAUGAUCUUGCAGAAAAUAAGACGGCGGCGAAAGAGGCUCCUCAGAUAGAGACCUCAUCAUUAGCAUCAGAGUCGACACCGCAACAAGCAAUGACAGCUACCGAAGAGCCUCAAGAAGCCCCACCAAAGAUAAUAACAACAAGAACACCAACAACACCAACAAAACAAUCACAACCGCAACCAAAACCACAACUACCCUCAAAAGAGCCACCACCCCUCACCACCCACCGCCUCACCCUCGUCCCCCGCCCCGACACCGACCUCUUCUCCCCCGCUCCUCCUCCCGGCACCCUCCUCAUCCUCGCCUGCAGCGCCAAAGCCGACUGGCGCGAAGGAGUAUCCAACUUUUUGUACACUCAUUAUCCCAAAGCCCACUACAUGCUCAAGGCGCAUUGCAAGUCCAUCUCCACCAUUACUACAUCAUCUUCCUCUCAAGACCAAGAUCAAGACCAAAAUUCCCAGUCCAUCGACCCCGUCCAAGCCCACAAAGAUGCUCUAGACAAGCACCAGCGAAACCUAGUAGGCACGGCAUUACUCAUCAAGCCGACUCCUGCUGCUUUUGCUGCUGCCACUACCACUACCACUACCAAUACCGACAAAAAACAAAAUGAAAACAACAAGGACCUCCCCUACUUCAUAGGCUGCCUCUUCCUCACCAAAGAAUCCUCAAAAGCCUACCGCGACCCACCAGUAGCGAUCCUCAAGGCGACGCGGACGGCAAUGGCGGAUCUGAUGAGGCAGGUGGCCGAGCAUAAGCAGACAGUGGCGCAGUGGAAGAGGAUGAAUGGCGGAUGGGCGAGGAAGGUGAAGGGGAAGACGACGGUUGUUGGGCCGGAGAUGAGGAUGGCGAGGCGGGAUGUGAGUACUAAGUUUGGGAUUAAGUGGGAGAUGAUGAGGGAGGUUUUGGAGGGGUUGGAGGUUGUGGGUUUUUGA
Sordaria macrospora k-hell is the source of this 2775-nucleotide messenger RNA. RefSeq lists its product as uncharacterized. Gene Ontology annotation, cellular component: nucleus; exosome (RNase complex). Lineage: Eukaryota; Fungi; Ascomycota; Sordariomycetes; Sordariales; Sordariaceae. The record is from RefSeq and is a predicted model, not a curated record.